Cladophialophora immunda is the source of this 1477-nucleotide messenger RNA. RefSeq lists its product as uncharacterized. The record is from RefSeq and is a predicted model, not a curated record. The coding region runs from base 733 to 1068 and encodes 111 amino acids. The transcript has 2 exons. NCBI's taxonomy places the organism in Eukaryota, Fungi, Ascomycota, Eurotiomycetes, Chaetothyriales, Herpotrichiellaceae.
AUCUUCUCUCCGCUCUGUUGUCAAAUGAUCAGAUUACAGGAUACACGAGGCUUAUUCUAUUUCAUGGACUCGAGUUACCUCUUCUCCAAGGAUGAAUCACAUGAGGCUGCGCUUUGCUCCGUUGCUGCUGUGCGCAAAUUGCUAACUGACCCAGCGCACUCGGUCGCCCGUAUCGAGCACCUCUCAAUCCUCACCACGCUGAUAAGCGCCUACAGAUGCCCAUAGAGCCACCGAGUCCAUGAGUCCGUUUGACAACCUGCGCACACACACGGUAUUGAUCAUAACACCGCCCCGGGUCUGUUAUCUUCACCACGCCAUGUAACCGUCCCGGAAAACAGCCAACACCAGGUCGAAGUAAAAAGCUUCCCCCUUUUGGAUGCCAUCUUCUAACUGAUAAUUCGAAACGGCGAUGUUCUUGUACCAAUAUGCCAACCGAGCUCACCAUUGCAUCAUAAUCAAUGGGGACACGCCAGUGAACCAGAGAACUCCCCCAUCCCUACGACAUCAAGCAAGUUCGGGUGCGUGCGAUCAGGGGAUGAUGCAAUCCCUGGCCCGAGUCAUUGUACAGUGUCACAGCGCUUCAAAAUCACGAACAAGGCCUAAGCCCUUGAUACAUUGGAUGCUCUUACCUCUGAUCGAAACCCUCGUAUAAACCCUCAAACUCAAUAUUUCUUGUUAUAUUCCUCUCUUGAACCAUUAGUAACAUCACUAGAAUCGUCGCAACCCAACACUAUGUAUCAUUUCCAGAACAAAACCAAGGAGAGGAGCAUGUCGAUCGAGGAUCGCGAAACCUAUGCGGCAACGCACCACAACACGACAGAGGCGAACCUUGACCACGAGUCCAUGAAGGUGGCCAAGGAAAUCGGUCAAAGGCGUAUCAGCAAUCAGGUGAAAGUGAACGCGGAAGGCCAUCCCAACCUGAAGUACGACAUUGAUCCACUUGAGCCCGACCACUCUCUGCCGCCGUCCCAGAGAGCGCUGUAUGCGAAGCGAGAGCGCAAGGCCAAGGGCGAGACACCAUCCGAGUUCGCCGCAGCAACCACCGAAGAGCGCAAGAGCUCCAUGUAAGUCCCUAGGCGACUUGGCCGUCACUGUGCUGCAGCACGAUGCCGAUCCGAACGAACAGCCUCGAAAAGGUCCAGAGGUUCGGAUAAAAAGGAGGCGACGACCAUAAUGUGUGAGUGACCAUGGCCGGUUGACACCUGGAGAGGAAUCUAGGCUGGGGGUCUUCUCGGUACUUAACUGUUUGUUCAGGUGGAUCGUUCAGAGUACCAUCCGAGUAUGCGAGAUCGCAAGACAACCUGGAUCUGGGAUCUCAGAUCAGAUAGUGAAAAAGCACACAAUCAGAACAAGGGGUGGGGCAGUGCUGGUGGUAGUAUUCCUAGACAUGGGGUUGAUCAGUUGAUGCUUGUUUUCUUUUCAGAAGAGCCAAACGGGUCACUCGGUCAGAUAUGUUGGUACAUUGCUCUUAUCCCAG